Camelus dromedarius (Arabian camel) is the source of this 5232-nucleotide messenger RNA. It is a transcript of the gene CCDC181, whose product is annotated as coiled-coil domain containing 181. The record is from RefSeq and is a predicted model, not a curated record. Bases 576 to 2105 code for a protein of 509 amino acids. Lineage: Eukaryota; Metazoa; Chordata; Mammalia; Artiodactyla; Camelidae. Gene Ontology annotation, molecular function: microtubule binding. The transcript has 5 exons.
AAUGACUGAAUAAACCGUUUUCACAAACAUUUAUUAACUUUCAUCUGAUAUCCCUGUUUAUUGUCAUUGUCUUCUGCUACAUAGUUUUAAAAAACCUCUCAGAUCACAACUUAUGCCAUAUAAAUUACUAGAAGGAUUGAGAAACUGAGGAUGAGCAUUAAUAUAAUCGUUUUUAUUUGAACAUAAGAAAAUGUGAGUGAGACUAAAAAGAUGAUUCAUCAGCUCUGACAUGGACAAGGAGUUUUAAUGAUCGGCAGGGAAAGUGGAAAAUCCUUCUUUAAACCUCAGAGAGUCUUCUUAUCCACCCUUUUUAGUCUCCUUGUAAAUUAGGGUUUCAGGAAUUGGGGGUAGGUGGGAUGGUUGUUAGGAAUGGUUCACCUAGAAAAUAUCUGGCCUUUGUCUUUCUUUUAGGGUAUACAGAUAUGUUUAUUCUGAACAUUCCAUAAUUUGUGUUUCUCUAUGUUAAUUAGCUUACCAUCAACAUUAAUCUCCAUACUCCAUACUACCCCCAAAAUAGACAUAACAUCUACCUUAUCUCUUAUAAUCUUAUAGCAUUAUUCUUUAACAAACUGAAAAUGGAUGAAAAUAAAGAUACUGAUUCGAAAGACAGUGGAGAAUAUGAAGACGACUUUGAAAAGGACCUGGAGUGGUUAAUUAAUGAAAAAGAAAAAAGUGCCUGCAUAAUAGAGAUGGCUUGUGGGAAUGAAGAGAAUAUUAACCAAGAUUUAAAAGAGAAUGAAACAGAAAUCGAACAGAGCAACCAGCUUUCUGAUCCUGACAAAUCUUUGAAGGAUGAAGUAUCACCAAGAAGAAAUGACUUCAUUUCUGUACCAAGUAUUCAACCUUUGGAUCCCAUAUCAGAUUCAGACAGUGAAAACUCUUUACAGGAAUCCAGACUGGAAAGCCAGCAAGACCUGGAGGAGGAAGAGGAUGAAGAAGUAAGGAGAUAUAUUAUGGAGAAAAUUAUACAAGCCAACAAACUUCUACAAAAUGAAGAACCUGUGAAUAAUAAAAGGGAACGAAAACUCAAGUUCAAGGACAAAUUAGUUGAUUUGGAAGUUCCUCCUCUUGAAGACACUGAUACUUACAAAAAUUAUUUUGAAAAUGAAAGUAAUAUGUCUGGAAAACUGUCACAGUUACGUAUUUCCAAUGAAUUUGGGCAAGAAAAUGUGCUCCUGCCACUCACUGAUGGAAAUGGUGAAGAAAACAAGGAUAGGAAAAUACUAGUAGAGAGAGAUGGAAAGUUUGAACUUCUGAAUUUACAAGACAUUGAGAGUCAGGGAUUUUUGCCCCCUAUUAAUAAUGUUAAUAGUACAGAUAAUGAACCUCAACAGUUGUCACCCAGAUCUUCCAAUUCAUCUGUCAGUGGAGUCAAGAAGGAAGAGCCAAUAGCAAAGAGUCAUGCUAUUUCUCACUCAUCAACAGAAGAGCCUCUGGCUUACAUCCCUCAGCCACCACCCAACCCCAUGACUCAUCCAGACUCUGCUGCCAACUCAGAUAGAAGUAAGGGGAAUGGAAAAUCUAAUCACAGGACACAGUCUGCAAAUAUAUCUCCCGUGACAUCAACAUACUGUCUUUCUCCUCGACAGAAGGAACUGCAAAAACGGUUAGAACAAAAGAGAGAAAAGCUAAAGAGAGAGGAAGAACAAAGGAGAAUAGAAGAAGAGAAAGAAAAGAAAAAAGAGAAUGACAUGGUGUUUAAAGCAUGGUUGCAGAAGAAGAGAGAACAGGUUAUAGAAAUGAGGAGAAUUCAGCGAGCAAAGCAAAUCGAAGACAUGAACAGUAGACAGGAAAACAGAGAUCCACAGCAAGCUUUUCGAUUAUGGCUUAAAAAAAAGCAUGAAGAACAGUUGAAAGAAAGAAAGACAGAAGAACUACGAAAGCAAGAGGAAUGCUUAUUCUUCCUUAAGGGAACAGAAGGCCGUGAGAGGGCCUUUAAGCAAUGGCUAAGAAGGAAACGGAUAGAAAAACUAGUGGAGCAACAAGCUGUCAAAGAAAGAACUAGACAGCUCCGGCUAGAAGCAAAGCGUUCUAAACAGUUACAGCACCAGCUGUAUGAUAUGUCAGAUACCAGAUCUUUUCGUUUUACUGAUCACUACAACUGAAGGUAUCUAUUAAAUACUUCAUUUGGAAGCUGCUAUCCUUAAAAUUUUGGAUAUCAUUUCUUGUAGACUGUGUGCUUUGGUCAUACCCUAAAUUAUGGUAAUGCUAUUUAUCUUUUGGUAAUGUUGAUGGUGAAUUUAUCUAAUUUUUUUAAUACUAGAGGAAAAUAAAUUUCUUCUCUCACAGUGUCGUAAUGUGUUAUACCACUUUUUAUUCUAUGCAAAAAACUGAACAACAAAUGAACUCUACAUUCCUAUACUUAUAAAUUAUUUUAACAUUUCUAGCUGGAAUGAAAAGAAAGGGACAGAUAUCUGUUCUAAGUUCCUAUUAUCAUUUAAAAAAAUACAAUAGAACAUUUCAUAAAGCCGGAGUGAUGACCUCUUAAACAAGCCUGGCUCAAGAUCUUGUACAAAGUCCUAUGUAUGUAACUGUGAAUCUGAGUAGCUGUGGCAAGCUAAGCAGUAGGGUAGGCCUACUUCCACGUGUUCUUUUAAAAAAAGAGAUAGUAACAAUUAUGUAUACUACUUGGGGAAUGUUAAAAAAUUAGCCAGCUCUCACUGAGAGUUUGUAAUGUACCUGGUAUUGUUAUAACUCUUUUACAUAAAUACUUUGAUCCAACCUUAUAACAACCGUAUUAGUCUUGCUUUGCAGAUGAAGAAACUAAAGUAUAGAGGUGAGCAGUUUGCUCACAGACUCUGACCUGUAUAAUUGUAAAGUCCUUUCUCUCAGUUAUAUUAUAAAGCUUACAUACGUUGGUAGACAUUUGUGAAUAUUUAAGACUAUCCAGGACUCUGAUAGGUGGAGGAACAGUAUCGAUACGUGUAAGAGCAUUUAAGGAGUGGAGGACAAAGGCAACCAUAGGAGAGUGGAGAUAGGAGUUCUGUUAAAGCUUCAAAAGAAAAUGUUCAUAUCAUCUGGGUAUUUGUACCUUAAUCACUUGACCCUAAAUUCGAAGACACAGAGAACUAUUCAAACCUGCCUCAGCUUCUUAGAGCACUUUAAGCAUAUACCAGGCAAUUUAAUAUUUCAUUAUAACUAGUCUUGUGUUGCUUAAAGGUUAUCCUUAAUGUAAGAACCAAUUUGAUACUAAAAUAUUACACAGAUUUUUGCCAAAAAAAAAAAAGGCUGUUGGAAUUUUUAUAGGGAUGGCAGUAAAUCUGUAUGUGGAUUGCUUUAGACUGUAUUGCUAUCUUAAUAAUAUUGUCUUCCAAUCCAUAAGCACAGGAUGUCUUUUCAGUGUUUUGUAGUUUUAUGUGUAAGUCUUUCACUUACUUGUUUAAAUUUAUUCAUAGGUAUUUAUUCUUUUGGAUUCUAUUGCAAAUGGAAUUGUUUUUGUAAUUUCUUUUAUGGGUUGUAUACUCAGAACACAUAGAUGAUUUUUGUGCAUUGAUGUUGUACCCUCCAACUUUGCUGAAUUUAUUAGCACUAAAUUUUUUUGGUGCAUUUUCUGGAACUUUCUAUAUAUAGGAUAGUAUCAUCUGUGAAUAGGGAAUAGUUUUACUUCGUCCUUUCCAGGUGGGAUGCAUUUUAUUUAUUUAAUUUUCUUGACUGGUUACUCUGGCUAAAACUUCUAGGAUAAUGUAGAGUGGUAGUGGUGGAAGUGGGCAUCGUUGUCUUGUGCUUGAUCUUAGAGGAAAGCUUUUAGUCUUUGACCGUUGAGUAUGAUAUUAGCUGUGGGUUUUCCAUAAAUGCCCUUGAUGACUUUGAGGAAGUUCUGUUCUUAUUUCUCUAUUCUACUUAUUCCUAUUCUUCUAUUGCUAUUUUUCUGAGUGUUUUUAUCAUGAGAGUUUGUUGGAUUUUUAUCAAAUUCUCUUUCUGCAUCAAAUGAAGUGAUAAUACGGGUUUUCUAUGUUCUGUUAAUGUGAUAUAUUAACAUGAGUUGAUUUUCUUGCAUUCCAGAGACAGACACCACUUGGUGGUACAUAGUCCUUUACUAUGCAGUUGCAUUUGGUUUGCUAGUAUUUUGUGAGGGUUUUUUCAUCUUUAUUCAUGAAGAGAUCUUUUUCUGUAGUAUUCUUUUCUUGUGGUGUCUUUAUCUGGCUUUGGUAUCAGUGUAAUGCUGGCCUGAUAGAGUGAGUUAGGAAGUGUUUCCUGUCCCCUCCUCUUUUAUUUUCUUGAAAUGGAUUGAGGAGGAUUGGUAUUAAUUCUUUAAAUAGUUGGUAGAAUUCACCAGUGAAGCUACCUGGUCCUGGGCUUUUCUUUGUUGGGCGAUUUUUUUGUUUUUUAAUAGACUUUAUUUUUUAGAGCAGUUUUAGGUUCGCAGCAAAAUUGAGCAGAAAGUGCAGAGCGUUCUCGUAUAUUAUUUGCUCCUCCCUCCUUAAAACCUCCCCUAGUAUCAGCAUCCCUCACCAAAACGGAACAUUUGUUGCCAUCAAUGAACCUGCAUUGACACAUCAUUAUCACCCAACAUCCAUAGCUCACAUUAGGGUUCACUCUUGGUGUUGGGAGGUUUUUGAUUACUGAUUUAAUCCCUUCACUUGUUGUAGGCUUGUUCAUAUUUUCUAUUUCUUCUUGAGUCCCCACUCUCAUUUCUGAUUUUAGUUAUUUGCAUUUUCGUUUUUGCUUGGUCAGUCUGGUUACAGGUUUGUCAAUUUUGUGGAUUUUUUCCAAAGAACCAGCUUUUGGUUUCCUCGAUUCUCUUUUGGUUUUCUAAUCUCUACCUUACCAUCACUCUAAUUUCCGUUGUUUUCCUUCUGCUUGCUUUGGGUGUGCUAUUCUUUUUCUAAUUCCUUGAGGGGUGUUGUUUGGUUGUUGAUAUGAAGUCAUUGUCUCUUUCUCUCUCUUUUGUUCAGUUAACUGUUAUCUUUAUUAUUACUAUUGACACUCUCAAAUCAACAGUUGCAGAAGUGUGCCAUUAGUUUGGGUUACGAGAGUGUAGGUAUAACUUCUUGCUUCUGUUUUUAAGUUAGUAAAAUAUAUGUGAGAUUGAUCAUUUUGACUAUUUUUUAAAUGUAGAAUUUAGUGUCUUUAAGUAUAUUUAUAUGUUGUGCAACCAUCACUUAUCCAUUUCCAGAAUUUUUCAGUAUCUCAAACUGAAAUUCUAUCUAAUAAACAAAACCUCUCCAUUCUGCCUUCCUUUAACCCUGCAAAACUACUGUUCUACUUUCUGCCUCUGUGAACUUGAUUAUU